AUGUUAUGGCCAUCUCGCAGACGAUCUGGCAAGUUGUUGCUUGUUUCCGCAACGAUAGUGUGCAUUCUCAUAACGUUCCUAAAUUACAAUGUCCUCAAGGAACUGCCCAUGAACUCAGACCCGCAAGGAGGAUCAAUUGUUGCAGGUUGGUAAGGCAUUGCGAUGUUGUAUCUGGCCUUAAUCACCUAAGCACGUUGACCAUCCAUUCAUUCUGAGUCCGUAAACACGUGCGGUUUCAUUUUUUCACCAGGAAAGGUAUGUUUGCUUUCAUUUACCGCGUAAAUUAAGGGAAGUGAGGUCGUUUGAUAGGCGCUCAAGGGUUGAAACGCUCAAGGCUUGCAACGUUUAGGGCAAUUUGUUUGUUCGUACACAUACCUUCGUAACGACUACUGAUCGCGUCUAGGAGAUAAUUUAAAACCUAGCCUAUUGACCGCCAGAGAACGUGCAUGUUGACCGCUGAUGGCAACAUCGAACCGAUCUUCCGCACGGAUUUAAAACAAUUGACGUACGAAUGAGGUAUUAUUCAUCCUCGGGGAUGUUGUGGCCGACUCGAAGGCGAUAUGGCAGGUUGUUGUUCGUUUUCGCGACGAUAGUGUGCAUCUCAUUUCGUUCCUGAAUUACAGUGGCCUCAAUGAACUGCCUAUGAACUCGGACCCGCAAAGAGGAUCGAUUGUUGCAGGUUGGUAAGCGUGACGAGGUUGCGUUCCUUGUCCUUACUCUCUCAUGCAUGUUGACUAUCCAUGCAUUACGAGUGCGUGAACACGAGCGAUUUCGUUGCUAUGCGAGGAAAAGUCUGUUUGCUUCCAUUUACCGCGUAAAUUAAGGGCUGAAACUAGACGAAAACAACACCGCCGGCUUGCAACGCUCCAUUUAAUUUGAUUGUUCAUGUACGUAAUUCAUGAACGACUAAAGAUCGCGUUAAAUUGUGCUCGUAUCAUCCUUGGAGAUAAGACCUAUCCACCGCCAGAGAACGGGCACUACCUCUUUAUCAAAAUAUCGUACUCGAUAAUUUUACCUUUAUUUUACUAAAUUUAAUUGUCAGAUCAGCUGAAGCGAAAACAACCUUUCCACCGGCCCGCGCGUUGUAGUCUUAAGAUCUGUUGAACUUAAUUUUUUACAAAUUAAUAAAUCUGUUUUUUGAUUGAAAGAAGCAGAAAUAUAAGUAUAAACCUCACACAGAUUGAACGAAAGACAGCUGGCCUCUGUGCUUUCCUGUUAUUAUCUUAAUACUCCGGUCCUAAUUUAUGCACGCUUGCAAAACUGAAACGAAUAGUAACGAACAAUGUCAUAAACGCGGAGUGAUUAUUUGAUGCGCUCGUUAACUUAUAGUAAACUUAUCGAGCUCUAUACCAUGGUUGCGUCUGUUUAAGUCUUUGAGAGUGGGAUAUUGUAGCAGAGCCCUCGAAAUCUCCUAUAAGGGAUGCCUGUUUUCAAGUUCAACGUGGUUGACAGCUACGAAGCAAGUAUUAGUAUCAUAUACAUGUAAAUAGUUUAACACAAUGUUGACUUAGCAACUGGGAAGCUCUUCUGGAAAAAUGUACUAUAAGGCCACGUUAUCUUGGAGUGGGACAAACAAAUUAAAAAGGAAAUUUAUUGAUAUUUCACCACCAAAGUAUUAUGACCGACUGACAGUAAAAGUUUAAAGAUGAGAUUUAAAUAUAACUCGACGCACAUCUGCGUGUACUCGGGCUUUUCGUUUUCGAUGAAACUUGAUUGUAAUGUUUAAAUAUGGAUUAUGUCCGUUGCCUAAUGAUGAUGACAAAACUACGACAACUGUGUCACUUGAUAUGCAGCUGUGAAAGUGUAUUACAGCCGCGCGACAAGAUCGAAUAGUCGUCUGGGAAUUUGCAUAUUUUUUCCAGUGCGUGAAAUAAAUGCUUUUCCUCUCAAUCAUUUUCGCGGAUUUUCAUUUAACGUCGCAUAGUUUGAGUUGAGAAUUUUUCAAAAAUUCAGUUUAGCUUUUAAAUUACUCUGUUUCCACAUGUCUUUACUUGAGAAGAAUAAAAAUGAAUGAAAAGACGUUUCUAUGUCAUUUUCGGUUAUUUACAUCCAGGGAUAGUUCAAGCACCUUAGGUAACCUAGUCCCUUUUACGAACAAUAAAAUGUAUUGUAUUGUAUGAUUACACACCCCAGCAAAAUUAUAAUCUUGCACUUUAUAAUUUGAAACUUUUGUAUUUCAACUUUUGUUUAUUACCAGCAGAAUGAAUCAAACCAAUUGGUACAAUUUGAUCUGACUUCCAUAACAAUAGGAAAAGUAAUUUUAACUAAUUCUUAAAUUUUAAACUGGACUCCAGCGUAACAUUAGAAGAACAAAACAAGAUCUUAUGUGUAUAUGCCUGAAACAGGUGUUUUCGUCAAUAGAUACAUUACAUCUGCAAACAUCUUAAAAAAAUGUAUUAAAAAGUAAAGUGUCAGUGUCAUAUGAUAGCAAAGACCUCAAGAAAUAGUAAUUACUGUGCCAAAGUGUUGUCAUCAAUAGAUUUUAAAUCUGCACACAACUAAUUCGCAAACACAACAUAUCAAAAUCUUAUUUCUUAAUGUAUCUGAAACAAAUAAAGUGUCAGUGUCAGAUGUGAAAAGUAUAUACUGUAUUGCUUGAAUGGCUUGCUGGUGGAGAGUUUGUUACAAAGGUAGUAACAAACUCAGCGAUGUGCAGAGUGCUGAACGACUGCUCGAAUGCCCUACUCCAAGCAUUAAUUUUAAAGCCCAGAUGGGGAUUUGUGACUGAAUGAGGGGAAAAAAAGACCUGGAAUGGGUGUUUCCUUUGGAGUAAUGAUUGAUGAAUACCUAGGUGCUACAUUGAUAGGGGGUAUUGCAAAGAAAGAGGCAUGAUGAUGGCUUUGAAUGAAAAAAAAAAAAAGGAGGAAGGGUUGUAGUGGGUUGCUUAGAAUAUGUUUUAACAGAUAUUAUCUUUAUCACAUCAUCAUCUGUUCUUGUCAUAGCUGCACUAUUAGGUCAUCACAGUCAAUAGUACAGUCUGUUCUAAGCCGAGUUACUCUCCUUUUGCACUGUCUACCUCCCUCCCUCCCUGUUUUAUUCUCCGGUGUCCACUCUGUGCUGCAUAGCAACUAUAGCGUUGGUUCAUUAUAAUUUAUGCUAUCUUAACCUUUUAACUCCUAACAGUGACUCGCUUCCAAUUUCUUCUUACAUUAGCACCCUUGAAUCAAAUGAAUAGGUCAUUGCUAUAAAGGAAAUGCAUGAUGACCAAUUUAAGAAUUUCCUGAUUGUUAAACAAAUUCUCCCUGUCAGUUUAUUACAAUAAUUAUGAUACUAAUGAUAAUAAUGAUUAUAGUUUAAAAGUAAUAACAUUUUUUUUUGUUCAAUCUUGUACAAAAUGUUUUCAUCAUUAUACUUAUUUUGCUUUAAUUAUUUAUUGUUGCAUAUGAUUCAAACAAUGAAGAUGUCAUUCAGAGAGUAGAAACGCUUGAACACCAUGUUGAGAAUUCAGGUGCUUUAAAUUUUAGACCUAUAAUGAUAAGAAUAAUUUGCAUAAUAAUUUUUUGCUCAGUGGACCUUUUGCUUGUUAUUCCAUAGUGUUAUCAAGCAGUGACUAGCAAGCAUUUAGUUAAAUCAGUCAGUUAAUGAGUCAGUCUGUCCGCAAAUGCCCAGUCAGUGAUUUGGUCAGUCAGUGAUUUGGUCAGUCAGUGAUUUGGUCAGUCAGUGAUUUGGUCAGUCAGUGAUUUGGUCAGUCAGUGAUUUGGUCAGUCAGUUUAGUCAGUCAGUCUGAUAAGUUGAUCAGUUAAUUGGUAAGUGAGUCAGUCGAUCAGUCAAUCAGGCAUUUAAGUCAGUUAGACAUCUGAGUCAGUCAGUCUAAGUUAAUCACCUAGUCAAUAAGUUAACCAGUCAGUCAGUUACAUUAUAGCAUCAUAAUAGUGUCAGUCACUGUCUGUCAUGCAGUGAUUAAGUUAUUUGUUCAGUCAGUCUGUUUGUCAUUCUAAAAGUUGUUCAGUCUAAACCAGAAUACUAGACAGUCAGUUACUCUGGCAGUCAGUGACAUUCAGUCAGUCUGAUACAUGCAUGUUGAUAAUGAUUUUGUCAGUCCUGAGAUAAAUCAGUUUGAUUUAGUGAUGCACUAUAUUAUAAUAUAUAAGUUACAACACAGUUUUAGAUAUACAGGUACUGCAGUUGUUAUAGAAGCUAUUCAUGACAUGUUCCUCUGAUUUGUCGUUGUUCCCAUUCUUUCAUUUUCUUUAACUCAGAAAAGAUCAGCAAAGAAGAAUGCCAGGUUCCACAUGACUGGUUGUUCCCAUUUUGUGAAUCAAAGAUUCAAGUAAGAUAUUUAACAGAACUUACAUUUAGUACAUACUUCCUAAUGUUGGCAUGUACAUGUAGGACUGACUAAUGGUAUAUAAAAUGUUUCUUUUUGGGUUUUUACCUGUUACACAACCAGGACUUUAAGAGUGGUUGUCUCCCAGAUAUAGUUGGAAACUUAAUAACAGCCCACUGACAGAUAGAAAGCUACACGUUGGUCACAUGGUACAUUUAUGGGGGUUUUAAUCUAUUCCUUAGAUGAAUUUGACAACAGUUAACUUAUAAUGAAGUAAAUUUUGUCUUUGUUCCAAUUCUGCAUCUGCUAAAAUUGCAGCCAAGGAUCAUUUCUUUUCUUGAUUUUUUGUGAAAUUUAUUGCAAGUUAAAUGACAAGCUUGUUUUGUCCAAUUGUUUGUUUUAAUUUUUUUAAUUUCGCACAAUCCCAAAUAGAACACAAAUGUAUCUUUUUUUCAAGGGUCUUUGUUGCAGUUCCUAAGAAUUUUUUAUGUGUUAUUUGCAUGUUGUGUAUUAAAAGAUCUUUACAUUAAUUAUAAUUAUGUAUUAACACUUUACUGACAUUAUAUAAGAUGUGACUAUCACUAACUCACUGCCUCAAUCAACUUCUCAGUACAUGCAGCAACUUUGGGGAACAAAUGCAGAAUGCUAUGUUAAUAGACACAAACUGAAGCCAGAGAACCUUUGCUCUGCCCUUAUUUACCUUAGUGAGGUAUGUUCUUAGUUUAAAUUUCUGUUUAACCUCAAGUGUGCAGUUUUCUAAAUGCACACCUUUUCCUUAUUCACCUUCUGUUCUACUGUCUACUGCACUGAUGCACAUUGGUGUUGCAAUUUCCGUCACAGGUUGAAAGAUUUUGUCCAUUGCUGCCAUGGCGGCGGAGAAACAGUACAAGUACCAAAGAACCCAAGGUUAGAGUACAGAGAAGAAUAAUUCCAUAUCUACAAACAACCAUGUAUUAUUUUGUUUAUCGUAUAAACACAAUAGCUUUUCGCUGACACGAAAAAUCGACUUUAUUAACGAAUGAAAAUUAAGGGAUCGACAGUCCUAAAUAAAAAUUGCAAAGAGCGUUGGCGCUAAGAUUCAACAUGAAAAAUUUCGUUGAAUCACUACGAAAACAACAAUGGAAGUAAUUUUCCUUAUAAAAAAUUCUCAGUUAUUGACUUUGCCCUUACCAACAGAAGAAAUCUUCCAAGUACACAGCCAACAGCGGCCCGUGCCUUAAAUCUUCCAGAAGUCGAUUUUCGUUCUUAGCCGCAAGGAAUGCCAUUACAAAAGCCACUGAAUACGUUUUUCUUUUCGAAUUUUGAUUAUUCUUUCUCUUCUAGGAAGUUUUAAACGUUACGUUCGGUAAUUAUAAGCGUUACGGAUUAUUUAGUGUUGUAGCAGCCAUAAUCUGAGAAAAUUCCGACAAACGACCCUGGUUUCAUCAACCUGAACGAGUGGCGCGAAAGGUGAAUGACGUGUCAGCAGCUGAUUGGCGAUAUAAAACACACGUGGACAAAUAGCGUAUUUUGUCAGCUGUGUUGUUACGGCUUUUGUCAGGCCUGAAAGUCUUGUAGAACACAGUAGUUUACACGAUAAAAUUCAUUUAUAAUAUAACCUACAGUGUUCUACAAGGAUUUCCAGCCCCGAGAAAAGCCGUAAGAACGCACGUGAAAAAAUACGAUAUUUUUUCAUGUGUGUUUGAUAUCAGCUGCUGAAACUUGAAUCGCUUUUCACGCCACUCGUUCAGGUUGAAUGAACGGCAAAGCCUUCACCAUUCUCAUUACAGGUAGAUUGUCGAAACUUUCUCAGAUUAUGGCGGCUAAAACACUAGAAAACCCUUAUCGCUCACAGACAGUGACGUUCAAACCUUCUUAGAAGGGGAAGAAAACACCCACGAAAAGAAAAACCGAAAGUUACGUACUCAGUGGCUUUGGUUAUGGCAUUUCUCGCGGCUGAGAAUGAAAAUCGACAACUGGAAGAUUUUCCCCUCGCCGAUUUUAGCCGUGUACCUGAAAGACUUCUUCUGUCAGUGAGGACAAACUCUAUGAAUGAUAAUUUUGUGAAUUGGAAAUUACGUCCAUUGUUGUUUUUAUAAUCAUGAUUCAACGCGUUUUUCCAUCCUAAGAGUUAGCGCCAACGCACGAUUGUUAUUCGGGGAUUGUCGAUUCAUUUAUUUUCAUUCAUUAAUAAAGUUGACUUUUCUCGUCAGUAAAGGGCUAUUGUGUUUACAUGAUAAACAAAAUCGUGUUUAUAUGAUAAAGUCGUAUUCAACUCGACAUCUUACUCGUUCGCUGCGCUUACCCGUGAGCUAUCGACUUCAACAAUCGAAGAGAAAUUCCAUAUCUACUCGCGCCCAUGUAUCAUUGUCUAUUCACAAACUAAGAUGUUCUUCAGUUGUCACAAUUAGGUUUGAUAUGUGCUUCAAGCACAUAUGCGUAGUCAAUUUUUUCAAAUACGCACAAGUACACAUGAUCUAGAAAUGUUUCACAAGUGGCCAUAGGUUACCCUCCGGCACCUCAUCAGGUUGUUUUCUGUUGUGGAACUCUCUUGUAAUCCUGGUUUGAGCGAGGUACUGUUAGAGAAUGCAACCAAACAACCUUAGCCCAAACACAGGUCUUUCUGAUUCAGAAUGUCUGAACCACAAACAAGUCCUCGAUGCAAGCGGAGUAUCCGCAGAGAAACAAAAACACCUUUCAGUCCGCCAUCUUUAUUGCUCGCUCGCCUACAAUGCAUUUAGACUGCGCUUGCUAAGGCAGCACAGUUACAGUCACUACAGAAAACGCCUGGUCAUAUGAACCAUAAUUUCAUCGAGUAAGGCGCAGAAAAUAGCCAAAUUUGAUUAUUGCUACGGAAACCAGGAGUCUCCCUGAAUAAUGGGCCAUUUGCCUCAGGUAUAGACUUACAUGUGCCUUACUAUAACAAUGGUUACUGCAAAACAUAUCCAAUAAAAUGAAGGGAAAAGAAAGUCACGAAUGGGGAGUAAGGGAAACAAAUUUGAGCCUAGCUUGAAGAUGGGAACCACAGACCUUCCAUUUCCGUCUUUUCAUGUAAACAUCAACUGUGGUCAAGAGUAUUGCCGUCGAUGAACUUGACUAUACACUUAAAUAGACGUGUUGCCGAGGGUCAAAUUACUGUCUUCUGUUAGCUUGCAGAAAUGAGAUUUGAGUUAGAUCAAGCAUUCAUAGACACCCUAAAUAAAUUGAAUUUGCGGUGGAUGCGUGACCGUAUCACAAGAAUGUGGCCUCAAUGGGUGGCAGCAGCCAAACAGUUCACAGCAGAGGGAUCGCUACGCAGGAAACAUCACGUCAAAAAGGUAGUCAUUUCUUGAGAGUUGAGUAUCAAGAUUCUAGUUUUGGGACACUCGAAGAACCUUGAUCUGCAUUUUCAAGGAAACGAUUUCAUUCUCCAACGCGAAACAAUAGCAAGGGACAAGUUGACUAAGACACUGUUUUAACUCUUUCCAUAGAUUUUUAUUUUCUUCGGCACGUAUGCUUAUCAACCCAUGUGGCUGGAUAUGGCUUUCACCGGUGCACCUCUGGGAGAGAUGGUGCAGUGGAGCGAUCUGAUAGCGGCGUUGUACUUAUUGGGACAUGACGUGACACUCUCCGUGAACUCCACUACGUACCAGAGGUAAGUUUGAGUGGAGCAAUUUCAGUGCAAUUUUAAAGCAGUUAGGAACUGAGUGUCGAGUUUCCUUUUGCUUCGUUUCGCUUCAAACGCAAAUCUAAAACUGAUCGUGACUUUGUCACUUUCAUUUUCCCGCGCUUCAGGCUGUUUGCUUCUAUUGCUUACUUCAAGUCUUGUGUCCUUUUUCUACACUCUGAUUGGUUCAGAGUUGUGAUUACAUGUACGUUCUUUGGAAUUGGUUUUGUGACAUAUGAUCGAAAAGCGUUGUCAAACAUACUUCAAAAUUUGAUGGGUCGUGCCUUUUUAUUCCGCGAUUGGUAAAGAAUAAUUACGCAAUCUUCUUAACCCAUCAAAUUUUUAAGACUAAGACAGUAAUGAUUAAAUUGCCACUUUCUCACGUGCGUUAACCCCUUAGAGCAAUUUUUCAUUGAAAGUAAUCCGGCAUCGCUUUAGUUUUAAUUUACACUGCUUCAUGAUUGGUCCAGAAGACUCUCCCGCCAUCUUCUCAACCAAUCAUAUGCAUAAAUUCAAACAAUCGCGACUUUGUCAUUCACAUUUUCCCGUACCUCAAGGAGUUUGCUUUUUUCCACUUUGAUUCCUAGUUGGCUACUGAUGAUUUUGAUCUUUUUUCUGAGAUAACUUUGGUUUUGCCUUUUCGACACUCGAUUCAAAAUUUCUCUGUCGUGUUUUAUAUAUUUUUUCCUUUUGUUAAACUUGCCUUCUCAUUGGUUACUUUUGAUAUGUACGUCAGGGCCAGUUGUUCAAAGGCCGAUUAGUGCUAGCCCAGGGUUAAAUUUAAUUUUAGAACAUUCAGUGAUCAAAUUGCAAGCAAAAAGAUUUGAAGUGAAUUUUCUUUUAAAGCUUUCAGACCUGAAAUCAAAUUUCAUGCUAACCCUGGGUUAUCUUAACCCAGAUUUGAACAACCUGGGCCUGGUUAUUAUCCACAACGAUUGUGUUGAUGUUGGAGCAUUUGAAGAUGUGUCCAUGCCGAAUUAUAUUAACAGUAGCCUCUAUUUAGCGCGAAAAUAUGCGCAGAUAUUUGUCCGCGGACAAUAUUCGAGAGCGAAGGAUAAAUAUACAUGCAUGUUUUCGCGCUAAAUAGAGGCUGUUUUUAUUUGUCAUUCUUUAAAUAUUUGCAGCGCGCGAGAAAAAAAUUAUACGAACAGCUUACUGUUUGCUUCUUUUUGAGUGUUUCCUGGUACGACUUCUAUGGUUUCCUUCCUGUGUAGCAAUCAUAAAACGCUCUCUUAUCUUGAAUUAUAUUUUAACCCUUUAACUCUCAGAAGUGAUUAACAUGGAACUUGUCCUUCUAAUAUCCAUACAUUAUCCUGCAAACAGGUAUUGAGAAAACCCCAACUAAUCAGGUAAAAGUUGUUAUUAUGAUCUAACACUAAAUUCUCAUAACUGAUUUACAAGGAAAUGUGUAGCAGCUAGAAGGGAGAAUUAACAAUCAGAUCUUGGGAGUUAGGGUUCAAAUGUAGUUUUAUCGCAGUGGGCGUAAGGUUUGCUUUUAUUUAGGGUCAGGGUUGUUAAUCGUGAAUAUUCUUGGAUAUCCCGUAGUUAUAGCUGGGGAAUAUUCGGUAACGAGAUGCGUUUAGACCAAUCGAGCGCCAUAAAAAAUAUUUUAUGGAUCAUGAAAAUCUAUAUAAGUGAUAUCCUGCGCUUGUUUACUUGACACUUUGUACGUUUCUUUUUAAGUUAUAUGUCACCUCCAAAGUCACCUGGUUGUUCUGAUGUAUUUGAGCCUGAGUUUGACCUGAUUUACACAGACUACAAUGGGCUUACCUACAUGCUGAUGCACAUUACUCCAAAUUUGUCGCCUUAUAUGUAAGUGUAGGGGUUAGAGGUCAGAUGUAUGUUUGAACUAACUUGUUCCUUCGUUCCUUUGCUCUUUCUUUCUUUCUUUCUUUCUUUCUUUCCUUCUUUCGUUUAUUCGCUUAGUCAGCGGUCGCUGGAAUGGUUUUAUGUUACUGUUUUUUUUCGGAUGGUGCCGUUUCCGUUCAUCCGGUUGGUCGUAGGGUGAUUACGAUGAUUUUACAUCUCGUCAUUUUCAUUACUCUGCACUUGUUUUGUCGCCCUCGAUCUUUGGAUUUAUCCGAUAGUUUACACUUUUUUUGUUUUUGUUCUUCGUAAACCGUUCAACUAGUCCUUGUCUUACGUUUAACGUGGGUAUUUUGUAAUUCCACUCCUAGAUGCCGAAUAAGAAUUCUUGAUUCCUUUGGAACGGAUGCACAGUUUAACUAUGGAGCAUAUGAAGGCGUGAUACCUGGCGACAAGACAAUGUGGGCGCGAGCUGAUCUCAAUCUUCGGCAGAUCAUGACGAUGUUUCGUAAGCGACUUUCCAUACUGUUUAUUCAAGUUGCUUUUACAAAACUGAUUAUUAAUGGUAAUAGGACUGAGUGGAGUCAAACUAGGUCUGUAAUCAUACGAGUGAUUAACAAAAACGGACAACCGCGUAGCGGGAGUCCUAUUUGUUGAUCACGAGUAUAAUUACAGACACGAAGAUGACACGAAGUCGUGUUACCAAUAAAUCCUAACCAUUACAAUUUUCGACAAAACAAAUGCAUCUAAAACAAACAUCUCGAGUGGAGAUAAUGUCAAAGUUAAAAAUUCCUCCAUUUUUGGAAAUUUGGUUUUUUAUGAGCUAAGUGGAUGUAUGAUUGACUGCUUCAACUGUCCGAUUACAGCCAACUGUCUGCUUACACUGUCUGAUUACAACUCUUCAAAAUAAUUGAUGAAAAAUAAAGGAGUUAGUGCCACCACAUUUGAGGAAAUUGCAACGAUUUAUACUCUGAUGUUUUAGACGGUAAAGGAAAAUGAUACACGAUGACUUGUAAAUAGACGACGACACGAUUACCUGUAAAUAGAGGAUGACACGAAGUCGUGUUACCAAUAAAUCCUAACCAUUACAAUUUUAGACAAAACAAAUAGAUCUAAAACAAAUAUCUCGAAUGGAGAUAAUGUCUAAAGUUAAAAAUUCCUCCAGUUUUGGAAAUUUGGUUUCUAUGAGCUAAGUGGAUUUAUGAUUGGCUGCUUCAACUGUCCGAUUACAGCCAACUGUCUGCUUACACUGUCUGAUUACAACUCUUCAAAAUAAUCAAUGAAAAAUAAAGGAGUUAGUGCCACCACAUUUGAGGAAAUUGCAACGAUUUAUACUCUGAUGUUUUAGACGGUUUAGGAAAAUGAUACACGAUGACAUGUAAAUAGACAAUUUUUUAGGAGUACGGUCACUUUUAUCCUCCUCUUAUCUUAUUUGUUUGUAUUUUUUUUACCCCUUCUUGCAACGCUUUCGGAUGCCGUCAAAUAGGAGCAACAAACAAAAGAACAUACUACAAGCAGUUGUAACACUUGCGCGUAAACUAGAGCCGAAAAGGAUCAUAAUAAAUACGAAGGCGUAAGAGGUUUAUAGCCAAUUAGUAAGGAACUAAAUUUGAUUUUUCCCUUUCUGAGGGAACUGAGUCAUAAUCCCGCUCCCAGAAAUGUAAUUACUAUUUGCUCUGGUCAUCAGCUCAUAGUCCAGAUAACUUGUUUUUGGGCUUUGUGGUGGGUGAACCUAUUCCAGAAGACGUUAAACCAUUGAAGAAAAAACCGAUUGGACUCGUUUAUGGCAAAGACGUUCAAUUCUGGCAGGUAAGGAUUUUUAAGCUGGUCCAAUGGCUCUCUAGUAUUAGUAACUUUUUUCCUUCGAUCAUCCAGGAAAACAUAUGAAUAGUGUCUCGGAAAAAAGAGUUGGUUGUGUGUGUGCUUUGUUUUGGCGACGUGCCUGCAGCGAUCGCCAAGUUCGCACAAAAAUGAACGUACUGUGUCUGAUAUUUUGACAAGUUACUAGAUAUUCAUUGGCAAGUUUUGAAAAUUGUUAUAUCCAAAGGGAAAAUAACAGGCCAAGAGAGAUCAAGGAUUGUAUAGGAUUUGCACGAUGAACACGGACUGCAAAUUUUUAACGACGCACAAUCUGUGUCCUUGUUGUUCGCCUAAGAAAAGCUUCGAAAGAGUCCCUCUGUAAUUGUCCUUUAUUGCAAGUUCAUUAACCUUGCACGGGAUAAGGGGGGGGGGGAGAGAUGAGUGACAACAGCAACCAUAGAAUGAUACGAAAAGCAGCCUUUUUUCCCAAGACCACUUCACGUGCAAAAGCCUCCGAUCCUAGCCAUCCUAAAUCCCCUCUCAAAACUUGUUACACAGAAACCUUGAUCUUAAAGGAGAUCUUAUUAACGCUUUUAGAGAAGCACAAAAUAUUUGAAGAGAGAGACGUCGCUGCUACUUUAUUUAUUUACUGGCGAUAUUUAUGCAGGCUGGCCAAGGUCAGCUUUAAGCUAGUUUGAAUGGGAGCCGGCGCCUACUAGUAAAGGAAGCGAAGGAUUUACUAUAGAAGGUCUUAAUUAUUAAACGAAAUGUUGUGUGACACCUCACACGUAAGGUGUGGGAGGAGAUGACUGACGCACAUGCCUUCAUGGUUACCCAUAUGCCAAUUCACUUGAGAAUACAAACGCUAUGUGACGAUGAAAAAAAAUAAAAGAAAAGGAAAAAAUAAAGCUGAAACGAUCGAAGCAUCCUUUACUGUUGUUUGAUAACUAAUUUACAGGGUGAUAUCCUUGAAGCCUCCCUGUUCAAAUUUCCUUUUAUUUUUUGUAUCGUUUCUUCCUUUGCAGGGAAAAAGAGAAUACCUUGACACGUUACAUAAAUAUUUAGAGAUACAUGGAACGUUCUUUGCUAUGUCGGUAUGUUUGCAGAGAGAGAAAAAUGUUAAUCGAGAAAAAUGUUUGAAGAAAAUAAGUUAAGGUUAUAUAGUGCUAUUAGCGACAGUGCCUCAAUAAGCUCUCAGUAUUUCUGCGUGAACAGUUUUGCCUCCAUCUUUGAUAUCAUAAUGGAGAUAAAGGUCAGAGGAAGAGAAAUUUGUACCCAAGGUUGAGGGAAUAGGCAACCUUACCUUUGAUCGAACAUAACUGCUCAGUUUACCAUCUCGAGUGUGGAUUAAUCACCGUUGGUCUCUAAUCUCUUUCCAGGAGUAGAAGCAGUCCGCAUUAUGAUACAAACUGCAACUUUAACUUUACCAAAAAUGCAUGUAUAAUGAUUUUUUCCUGUAGAUUGUUACUAGUGAUUAAAAUUGCUGGUGUCUUUUCUUUUCAGGAAGCAGAGAUCAAAGAAAAUGUCCCUGAGUACGUGAUAGCGCAUGGUAUUCUUAGUAAACCCGACUUGGAAAAACUUUUACAGGAAACUAAGGUGAGUAUGUGGAGUGCAUACAGAGCAACCUUGAAUAACGUAUAAUCCAAUUUAAGUACUAAUUUUCUGUUCACAUAUUUACCCCUAUAAGAUAUCCUUUAUGUAGCAGGCACCUCUGUCCAGUAGGCAUGAACACGAAAAUUGAAAAAAAGAGGCUUAAGACGUUGGAUCAAAAGUCAGCGAUAUACUUUUAUUUUAAUACAGACUGAAAUAGGGACGCUGUUUUGGCGCAAUCUACAGUAAUUACUUGCAGACAACCCGCGUAAACCAUACAUACCCAACAUAAUUAUGCAUAUUCUCCUUGCUACUUUCUAUGCAUUUCGGUUCUAACAAGGAGGGUGUUCUUUUAACAAUCAAGAACUUCUCUAAUUGGAAAUCAUUUCCUCUUAUCUCAUAAUCUUAAGUGCUUGAUUCAAUGAUUAUAUUUCAAGGAGGAAUGAGAUACUGGUCACUCCUGCGAGUAAAAGAGUUAAGUAGACAUUAGAAGACAUAGGCAUGCUAUGCAUGCAAGAGUUAUUUUUUGGGGGGUGGGUGGAUUACUUGAAACAUUGUAAGUGAUGUCUACAUUCUUACAAAAGGAAAGAAGAGCAUUAACGCGGAAGAGAACGAAAAUGUCGAAUUAACUCACACACAGGUAUUUUGUGGUAGGUUGUGUGUGUGUUGUGCGAACAACUGUAACCAAAAAAUAAACGUUUUAUUUGGUCUUACGGAUACCUGUUACUACAAAAUGCAGAUUGCAGACUGCAGACCGGAUACAAAGUGUAGAGUAGGUACAAAAUGUAGACUGCAGACUGCAGAGUGGGUACAGAAUGCAGACUGAGAAUCUAAAGAGUUUUUUUCGUCUGGUAUGUGAUAACAUGUCAUCUUACAACUUACCGAGCGUCACGCAAUCGCUUUGCGCGAUCAGCUGUCACGAUUAUUUGCACUAUUGUAGAAUAUUCCUGGCCCAUUGCUUGAUGAAAAUCGAUCGUAAUAUAAUUUUAAACCUUUAUAUAGUCGUCUCACUUUGCGCGCGAGUUGGUUGGCGUGAUGUCUGUACAGAUUUUACCAACGUAAUGAAAGUGGAUGUAAAUGUAGAUGUCAGCGAGAUGUCACUCUUGAAUACUUAACACGCGCAAUAUUCGAGAAACAAUCGACAGCUUUGCACGUGGUCCUUAUUAUCAUCUUUUUAAGCGGUGUGUGUUUAUUUUAUUAACAAAAAUGCGGACCGAGACCAAAACUGUUCCUUCGACUUGAUAUAUUUUCGACGUUAGUAGAUCGCAUCAUAUUUACGUACCUCCGUAAAUCAUCCACUCCAGAUAUUAAAAUCAAAUAAACAUGCUAACGAUGGGUAUCUGAAUUCGUCCCUGGCCAAACACAAACGACUCCACAAGAUCACUUUCUCCAAGCAUCGAAAACAUAGACAUAGACAAAAUCGUCCAUAGUUAAUUUUAAUUAGACAUUCAUCAAGAUAUAGCACCGAGCAAACCAAUCCGGAAAAAUAUAAUCGGCACACUCAACGAAUCAUGAAUAUUGCAACACAGCCUGCCGUUAAAGAACAGGUCAAAUCAAAAUGUUUGGUGCAAUUCAUCAAUACCUCAAGCAAUAUUUGAUUUAAAAUUUUUCCACUCACUCUCGUCGUGAAGGACUAUUCUUUGCCAUCUUUUCAUCUGUCCAUAAAGCGCGGUAAAAUACACGUUAAAAACACAGAAAACAAUAUUUUUCAUUCUAAUAGAUAAUUCCAUUUUACGAAGCUCUCUCCUAAUACAUUACCCGUUGAAAUUUGCUCAAACCAAAGAACAAAAACGAUUGAUUGGUGCGUGAGAUACAUAAUGCGGCGAAAACGAUCUAAAACGAUCUGAUUGGUACGAGCAACAUACCACUCUCUCUACGCUAACAUAGAUGUUAUUUUUUUUAAUUAAAAAAAAAAAAAACUCCAUAAAGGUGCAACAUUUCUUCAAUUAUUGACGGUGAAGCCUUGUCUUGCCUGAUCAAAGCGCUGAUGUCAUAUUUUAUCAUUUCAGGUUUUCAUAGGUCUCGGAUUUCCGUAUGAAGGCCCUGCACCCUUGGAGGCAAUAGCACAAGGAUGUAUUUUUUUAAAUGCCAAGGUAAUUGCAAGGAAAAAGGUUAUAUAGAGAGUGCUGUUAUUUUUGCAUCUUUAUUCUUAUUAUAAAACUGAGACCUUUGGAAGUUCUAAGGUUCUAUUCCUCAUGGGGACUCAGAAUAUUUUUUUUUGUCCCACUCUCGUUACAAGACGAAAAAAUAUUUAUCUAUUAUCGUUAUGAUUACUUUUGUCGUCAUCAUCAUCAUUAUCAUCAUCAUUAUCAUUGACGUUGUUAUCAUCAUUUUUUAAAUUUAUUAUUAUUAUUAUUAUUAUUAUUAUUAUUAUUGUUUAGAUAAUUUUUUUCCCUCUGUUAAUUUCCGAAUAUACCGAGAUAAAACAAAGAUAUAAUUUUUUUUGCAUUAUGUGAUGUCAAAAAGAUCUUUCUCUUUAACAAUUUAGCAUGUAGUUAGGAUUUGGAUUUUGGUGGAGUUACAUAUGAAUAAUGAAAAUUGAAAAGUAUAUUAUUGUUAUUAUUAAUUAUUAUUUUGUAGUUUGACCCUCCGCAUAAUCGCCUUAACACAAGAUUCUUCAAGGUUAAACCAACACUCAGAAACGUAAGAGACUGAGAUGAUAUUUUUAUUAGAUGAAGUCAGGUUUGCAAAGGCUUCUGCGGAAGUCUAAUGAAAGAGAUCGACUAUUUUUGUGUUGGCGGGUGUGACUCGGAUUUGAUUUUCUGUUUUAUUACAUCCAUUUUUAAGUCACAUGUAAUCUUGAAUUCUGAAUGGCUCUCGCUGAUGCGAUUUAUUCACAAAUCGCACCAUUUUAUGCUCUAAAUUGCAUCAUUUUUCCAGCCAAGAGACAGCUUUACUGAAACACAAUCAAUCAAAUUUCAAGACCUGAUUAAAGAAAUCAAUCAAAUUGCAGGAAAACGAGAGGUGACUUCUGCAAUAUUUUGCAAACCAGCUUAAUAUAUUGGACUAAUAAGACUCACUUUUGCGAUUUCAAAAUAUAAGUAAUAAAGUGGUUGAUAUCUUAUCAAACUUGCGUUGAGCACUAGUUUGAUUUUGAAAUCACGCGUUUAAUUUCAGACCAACUUGCACUUUACUCAGUUCAAUUACCAUUGCUAAUCUGGGAAACAUCGCUGAGGGAAAUGUGUAAUCUUUUAAGCUUUUAUUUAUUGUUAAGCAACAUCACGAGGAUUUGCGGUAAUAUUAGUCAUUUGUUUUUUUUUAGCUUACAUCACAACAUCCUUACGCCGAAGUCUUCAUCGGAAAGCCGCAUGUGUUCACUGUUGAUAUUUCUAAUCUUUCACAUGUGGAAGAGGCUGUGAAGGAGAUGUUAAGAACUGAGGUAUUUACGCCUUUGCGAAUAAAGUGUCAGUUCUUCAUAUAGUAAAAACAAUCAUUUAGAAGAGUGAUGAGAUUGAAGGGGAGAUUUUGAUAGAGACAGUCUCGAUGUGACAUCUUAGAGAGAUAUAUUCAAGGUAGCCUGCAGAAUAGGCGUAAUUUUUUCGCGUUUUUCAGUCGAUUGGAAAUGGCCAGGUGGUGCGAAGUGCGAGCUCGCGCGAGGGUAGGAGCGCAAAAAAAUAAAAAUAAAACAAGGAUGAAGGAGUUACUGGCUGUCUUAGAAUGACCGAUUGAGAGAUUGUCUUGGAAAUAGUGAGUGAGUGAUUGAAUGAGUGAUUGACUGACUGAUUGACUACAUUUAUUUGUUCGGUUUAUUGAGUAACUGGUUGACUGGUUUACUAACUCGCUGACAUGAUGGCUGUCUAACCGACAGAUUUAUCUGCUUAGUGGCUGAAUGAACAACCGAUUGACGACUGACUGGCUAGCUCUCUAAACGACUGACUAACCAACUAAAUCGCUGCAAAGAGACUUGAACUGAAGGAAUGACUGAUCGAGAUUGACUGACCUGAUGACUGUCUGAAUACGAGCUGAGGGCUAACAAAUUGAUCUACUUGUUGACUGGUUUUGUGUUGGUGGGUGGUUUGUGAACGAGUGCCAGACUAAACCUGGCCAACUGUUUGUCUCGGUGACUAAUAGACUGACCGGCUGAGUGAGUGACUGAGUCACCGACUAAUUGGCUGGCUGACUGAGUCAUGGUGUGAUUGAUGGACUGAAUGAUUGGCUGAUGAGUGGAAAAUCAGACCACCUGUUUGAUCGAUUGAAUUACUCGUUCUUGUAGGUCAAGCCUUACCUUCCUCGUGAAUGGACGCCUAAAGGCAUGUUGGAACGCGUGAAUGCUUUCACAGAAUAUUAUGUGAGUACCAAGGUGUACAUGUACGUUACUUAGCAAGUUGAGUUUAUCAGGCCCCGCUGUUUCCAGCCUGUACAUCUUAUUCUGUAAAGGAAGUAACUGAUGCACUUUCGGAAAGUAACUACAUCAUAGUUCGAAAUAAAGUUAGAAAUGAAGUUGUCUUUAUUAUUCACUCGCUCUUAGAAAGAAACGUUCCAAUGAGGGAUUUUGAGAUCAUACUUUUUAUAAUUUAUUAUAAUGUAAUCAAUGUUGAUGAAGAGAUUGACUGCCACUGUAAGUAGUGAAGCAUGAAAAACUAGACUGAGCAAGGGAAGGUCGGUUGAAAAAAGCGUGAAAAUUGAUAAUUAUUGACGGAAAAAAAAGCAGAGGACUUGAACGGUUUCGAAGAUCUAUCUUGAACAAAUAGUGCUCAGUUUUUGGGUUUUUGGAAAAUCCUGCACGGUUUUGCUCAUAUAUUUUCAUAAAGAGUUGUUGAGGAUGGGAUUUAAAUUUAUUGUGCUGGACGGAUAAGGAAGGGUACAAAUAAAUUUACAGAUGUGUCUUUUUUUGUUUCUUCAGAACUUUUGUGAGCAUAUCGAGCGGUGGCCUCCAUUAUCAGAAAUGAUGCUAUUGAUGGGUGCAGCUGGGAAAUCCUGUGUUGAUGUCUGCAAAGAACGUGGUGGGUCUUUUAUUUCUUUUCUUUUCAUUUUUUUUCCUCCUGCUAUUCUUCCUGCCACAAGAUUGUCAAAGAGUUUCGCUACGGGUGAAAAUUUUACCCAACGUAUGGACUGUUUAACUAAUUAACCACUUCUGAAAAUUGUAUAGCCUCAUUAUCAUGUACCUUUUUUUUGUUUUUUCUGUUUUUUUGUUUUGUUUUGUUUUUUUUCAGAACUACUGUGUGAACCGACCUUCUUUGUGGACAUUAACACAACAGAAGAUCUUAAAAAGUAAGUCCUCUCCGCCCUUUUUUAGGGAGCAUGAUUUUAGGGUGUUAAUAAUCCAGAUUUAGCGAAGUCUAUUAGUCAGUAGCCGGCCAACUUAACUUUGAAAUGGCCGCCUUUCUGCCAUCUUGAGCUGGCUAAUUGUACUUCAUUUUAUUGUAAGUGAUGAUGAAACAGCAAAAAAUUGUUGUAAUACCAUCAAAGGAAUUUAUGUUCCAGCCACUUCCAGGGUUUGGAGGUCUCUUUUUUUCUCAAUUUUUCCAAGUGUGGAGAGAUAUCCUAUAUUACUUUUAUCUUUGACUAAUUCAAACCUUUUUACAAAGCUUGCGGUAGAGGAAGGGGGCUCAGCUGUCGUCUAUAUUAUCGAUAUUCUCAUUACAGUUUCACAGCUAAAUCAAACAGAAGGAUCAUGAGAAUAUAGAAAAGGAUCACUAGCUGAAGAAUCUCUCCAGUCUUAGGCAUAUUUUCCAUGUUAGUAUCAUAAUAAUUGCAUAGAAAAAUAGUGUGGCAAAUAUGCAUAUUGAUGUUAGGAUUUGAAGGGUUAACACGCUUUUACGAUACAUUUGCACUUAGUAGAGUAAAAAUAAUGGGCGACUCGAGUAAAAAUAUCCUGUGCCAUUCUACAGUUAAUAGGACAGUUGGUUAUUUUUACUAUAAUCAGGAGGGAGCGUUAUGCAAUACCUGUCGCUAAUCGCUUCUCUAUUUGCAUCGGUUUCCCUGCCUUAUAAUAAAAGCACAUAAAAAGAAAAACCUCGUCGAGAUAAUUUUUAACUUAUGUGAAGUUUUGGUACUAAGUGUCGCUGAGUAUCGCAACUCACUUUUUGUAUUUUGACUCGUAAAAUUUCUUUGCGAUAUUGCACACGAAAAUUCUAAUGUGAUAUACAUAUUGCCUUUUACAAGGUUUGGAAUGAAGUGUAGCGCUGUGGAGACCAAAGAGUCACUUUUAGCUCCAAGUUACGAUGUGUCAACCCACAUGUGCACGCUACAGAAACAGCCUGUCCUCUUUACAUGCGUGGCUAAAGAACCUUCUGCCAGACGCCUUUGUCCAUGCAGAGACUUUCAAACACAGCAGGUGGCGUUUUGUAAACAGUGCCAUUAGUAACUGUCUCAAAACAGCCUGCUGUACCCUCUUACUUACCCAACAAAACUGAUAUCCUUGAGUUUAUCCCCUUCUCCCCAAACUAAACCGCGGAUGUACAAUAUCCCAGAUAUGUGGAACCACGCUAUUAAGGUGAUACUCCCAAGGUAACUCUUAGCAGAAAAAGCUUUGAGUUCUAAUCUUGGAGGGUUGACUGCACGGACUUUUCAGGACGUUUUAAGAAAGAGUAUUUUAAAUUUAAAAGGGAAUAAUAAUUUAAUGAAGUCACUGAAUCUAUAUUACACAUGAAUUAUGACGAUUUCAUGUUAUUGAAGAUAAGCGAAGGAAAUUAAUAUAUAUUAUUGACAAAGCACACAGUUUAUUUAUUAGCGUCGUGUUGUCGCGAUCAUGCUGCAAAUAUUUGUCCCAAAAAAUGUCCUUAUUUACUCCGAUUUAUGCGUUGUUUGGAUGACAAAACGCUCGUUGCCUUUUCGUGAAUUCCAGAGUCCUUCCAUAGUUAUAUGCCAAUUUUGUCGCCGCUCUAAUUUAUGACAUCUAUCCGUGUUUUCAUUCGCUUCUCGUCUAUUGUUUCAUUCAAUAUUUGUUAUAGUUAAGUUUAAUUUUUUUCGUAAAUUUUUAAUAAUUAUUAAAAUAAUUUUGUAUGUCAUGCCUCUUUGUUUUGCCCGUUUUAAUGCCUCUGUAACUAGUUCCAUUCCUGUUAUUUGCCAAC
Pocillopora meandrina is the source of this 20101-nucleotide messenger RNA. The record is from the annotation of a GenBank genome assembly. NCBI's taxonomy places the organism in Eukaryota, Metazoa, Cnidaria, Anthozoa, Scleractinia, Pocilloporidae.